Molecule: messenger RNA, 2046 nt
Organism: Saccostrea echinata
Lineage: Eukaryota; Metazoa; Mollusca; Bivalvia; Ostreida; Ostreidae
Exons: 2
Coding region: 1-2046 (681 amino acids)
Source: RefSeq, a predicted model, not a curated record
AUGGCGCCAGAAUUAAAACCAACAGUAGAGGAUCGUAUACAACGUUUAUCAGAGUCUGUAUUCGUGGGACUGUGUCGUCUUGUGGGGACGAAACAACAGCUAGCCAUUAGAAGAGAUGUGGCUGCUAUAUUAGAAAUUAUGAUAAAAGAAGUAAAAACAAUGGAAGAGGAUAGUGUAUUGUUUACUGGAAGUAACAGAGAAGGUUUCAGAAUGGAAGGAUCAGAUAUAGACACCAUGUACUGGCCAAAUAACCACAGAGUAAUCUGGAACGAGUCCCAGGUUUCCAUAUACCCCACAACACCGCAAGCAAUACUCAUUUCUGACGUUUCUGAUAGUCCACCAGGGUAUACUUUACUUCAAUUACCGACACCGAUAGCCUGCCAGGAAGUUUUGUCGUCACGUGUUACAAUAGAUGGUAGCGAAAAAAUCUAUGUAUCUAGUUUCAAAUACCGACAAAACAUGUGCUCUUUUAUAAGACCAAAUUCUCUUGUACAUGGACCGAGUGGUAGUGGAAUGGUAGGGGUUUUGGAAUAUGACGAUGUACAUGGCUUUUUCUCCGACUUUUGGCCCCCUCCCGCCUACGGAUGGAUAGACAGAUGUCGACGUCAGUCCUGGCCACUUCCACUUCUUCUUUAUGAUAUAAUCAGCAGCGGAAGUCACGUAGUACCAAUAGCACACCGACUAGGAAACCACAUAGAAAAUGAAUGGCGAAUCUCUUUCGCGUCAGCAGAGCGAAAACUUGUCCUUUCUCUAAAUCACUGCCAAUUUCUAACAUAUGGAUUGCUUAAAUUGUUUCUGAAAGAAGUGAUUAAUAAGGGUUUAAAAGAUGAGGAAAAAGUACUGUCUUCCUAUCAUAUAAAAACAUGCGUUUUCUGGGUAGUCCAGCAAAGCAUUGUAUCCUGGUGCCCACAGAAUCUCCUGGAAUGCUUCUGGAUCUGCUUUAAACUCAUCCUCAAAUGGGUGUACAAUGGGGAAUGUCCUAACUUUUUUGUUCCGGAAAACAACAUGUUUUUAACAAAGAUUUAUGGAGCGGUACAACAAGAUUUAUUCACUCAAUUAUAUGAACUUUAUGAAAAGGGGAUGCUUUGUCUGCUGCUAUGCCAUUCAGUUGGUCCUUUCAUUUCUUCUUUCAUUGAUAACCCCGAAUAUUUUAUUAAUACAGAUGAAAAUAUGCUAUUCUCAAAGACCGAACUCUCCGUUGAACUAGUUAAGGAGAUAGACAUUAAGGACUCAUUGCCCUUAUCAAAACCAUACAAAUGCUUUAGGUACCUAACAAUAACAGAACGAUUGACAACCCUUCUAUUUCUGACACAAAAUCAUGCCGUCUUUCUCCAGAAAAUCACGGUCUCUGUCUUUAAACAUACUGCUUUUAUACUUUUCAAUCAUUUCAAGGAUGGAAACAAAGCAUUGUACCUUGCCGAUAAAAUUGCUAUUCGUUUGCUGAAAAUAGCCUCCAGGUUUGGAUUUAUUUUUGAAAUGCUAUACUUGGCAUUGUAUUAUUAUAAGACAUGUAGGUAUGAAGAAGCUUUAGCAAUUAUCGGGACGACGAAGGCCAAGUUAUCAGACCCCCAGGAAUGUAGGGGGAAAAGCCGACACAUAGACACAAAAGUUCUGCACCAGGCUGCAGUCAUUGAUAUCAAACUGAACAACAGUAUCUGCUACUUAAAGGAAUUAAUGAUAGAACAGCUAUUGUGUCAACAAGCUAAAAAAAUGUUAUUACAAGUUCCAUCAUUUGUACUGUUACAUAUGGUAGAGUUUUUAUGCAGCAUGAAUACAGACGAACUGAAAGCACAAGAGGCCUUGAGAAACCUACGUGAAUUAGUACACAAGGAUGAAGAAGUUUACAUACAGCUUAUGUCGAGGGACAUAUCGUGGCAGAUACUAGGAAUCUGUCAGGAGGUGGCUGGGGACAUUCCUGAAGCUAUAUAUUCCUAUCAAAAGUCUUUAAAACAACAUCCAUUCCACAAAAUUCAGGCUGCUUCAUCUAUAAGACUUAUUAUAGCAAUAUACAAAAUCUGGUUUUUAAAACCAAAACGAUGUCUAUAG